Molecule: messenger RNA, 1355 nt
Organism: Anopheles funestus (African malaria mosquito)
Lineage: Eukaryota; Metazoa; Arthropoda; Insecta; Diptera; Culicidae
Exons: 3
Coding region: 228-1247 (339 amino acids)
Source: RefSeq, a predicted model, not a curated record
AGACCGUACGAAGAACCGACGACCACCUUCGACAGGGGAAGUCCAUAGCCAUAGCUCUGGUAGGAAAGAUCAUCAUCAUAUGGCAGGUAGGACGCCUCGGAAACAGCGACCAGCGCCAGCGCCAUGAUUGCAAUGAAGAACUGGAAUACACGAGCGUAUUUUAGGAAUAGAGUUGAACAAAUCCAUUUUCUCACGACGCUUACCUUCAUUUUGAUUGAUUUUGUAGAAUGUGUGGAUUGAAGCGCUGUACGAAUACUGAUGCCAAUAACAUCAGUGGUCGCAUCUUUUAUAGCGCCAAGUACCGGAAGUGUAAAACGAAAGGAAAACUCCGUCACCAAGGUCUUUUUAACCGGAAAAUGCGUCGCUUGGGGUUUGUUAUAAAAGCAGACGAUAUUUGGGUCAAACGAUCACAGUUCACUUGCAACGUUUUCACGAUCAAACCCAAUCGAUCGAAGGAUCAUUCAACUGUAAACAUGAAGGGAUUCAUCGUGAUCGCCGUCCUGGCUUUGGCCGCUGUCUCCAACGGAUCCUACCUGCCAGCUGUGCAGUCGGUCCUUCCGUAUUCCUACAACUCUGGACUCUAUGGACUAGGUUUGAACUCGUAUGAUGGUCUGGGUCACUAUUCCGGGCUUGCUGGACUUGGAUAUUCCUCUGUGCUGGAUAAUGGACUGUCCUACCCAUACUCGGCCGCUCUUCCGUACUCUGUCUACAACAACGGUUUGUACGGAGGAUACUACGGCGCCAAGUACGCCCCAACUGUGGUCCAGGCUAACGUGAACGCUCUGAACACCGUCAAUCCAUUGGGUCUGUACGGAGGAUACUAUGGAGCGAAAUAUGCCCCGACUGUGGUCCAGGCCAACGUGAACGCUCUGAACACCGUCAAUCCAUUGGGUCUGUACGGAGGAUACUACGGCGCCAAGUACGCCCCAACUGUGGUCCAGGCCAACGUGAACGCUCUGAACACCGUCAAUCCAUUGGGUCUGUAUGGAGGAUACUAUGGAGCGAAAUAUGCCCCGACUGUGGUCCAGGCCAACGUGAACGCUCUGAAGACGGUCAGUCCGCUGGGUCUGUAUGGAGGUUACGGUGUGGAAAACGGAUACGGUCUGGGUCACGGAUAUGGCUACGGAUACAACAACUACCUCCCAGUCCAGGCCCAUGCUGCGAAGUACGUUGCAGCCAACCCGGGAGCCGUCCAUGUGGCCCCUCUACCAGGACAUCUAGUCAACCAGAAGUCGGUUGUGGCAUAAAUGAAUGUGAUAAUGAUGAACUUUCUAAUGAAAUGUAAAUAAAACAACCGUGUUGUUGAAAGCAUGUUUGUUGCACAUUCCUUUAAUUUUAAAACUAUGUUGAUAUGU